Schizosaccharomyces cryophilus OY26 is the source of this 1215-nucleotide messenger RNA. Its product is annotated as methionyl-tRNA formyltransferase Fmt1. Gene Ontology annotation, biological process: biosynthetic process; conversion of methionyl-tRNA to N-formyl-methionyl-tRNA. The coding region runs from base 1 to 1038 and encodes 345 amino acids. Lineage: Eukaryota; Fungi; Ascomycota; Schizosaccharomycetes; Schizosaccharomycetales; Schizosaccharomycetaceae. The record is from RefSeq and is a predicted model, not a curated record. The transcript is spliced from 2 exons. Gene Ontology annotation, cellular component: mitochondrion. Gene Ontology annotation, molecular function: methionyl-tRNA formyltransferase activity.
AUGGUUAGUGCUGGCGGAAAGAGACCUAGAGGAAGAGAUCCCAUAUCCAUGCCAGCAGCUGCUAUAGAGGCAAAGCGCAUGGGGAUUAAUUGUGUUGUUCUAAAAAAUGGGUGGGAUGGCUUUCAUUUGAAGCCCGAUGAUCACUUGGCUGUCUCUGCUAGUUUUGGUCGUUUCAUUCCAGAAUCUAUUUUGGGUCAAUUAGUCUACGGAGGGAUCAAUAUUCAUCCUUCCUUACUUCCAAAAUAUCGAGGGGCUAGUCCUAUAUACUCAACGAUUCUUCAUGAUGAUGCAGAAGCUGGCGUUACUAUCCAGAGAAUGGAUACAACGGAGUUUGACAGAGGAAAAGCACUCGCUCAGGGUAUUCUUUCUCUUCAUGGAGAUGAAAAAUAUAUUGAUUUAAGAGAUAAACUUUCUCAGGGAGCCUCAUCAAUGCUAGAUUCCGUCCUUAACCAAUCCCUUUACAAAAGAUCGAAUCCAGGACACGGGUCGGAACGAACAAUUUUUGGAACUCUGACAGACACAGGGGAGUUUAGGGAAAACAGAGAUGCUCCGUUGCCGAUUCCCGUAGCCAGUUGGGCGCGGAAAAUAUCUCCAGAAAGCGCUAGCAUUGUCUGGGAAACGAUGACAAGCAGACAAAUAUACAAUACUACCCGAGCCUUUGACCAUGCGUGGACUUGGAUUAACGGAAAAAAGGUUUUUCUGUAUAACUUGAUUCCUCUACAACAAUGGCUGGACCAGUCCAAAGCUGAUGUUUCUAAUGACAUAUGUGACUGGAAUACUAUGCAACCAGGCCAGUUCUUUCUAUAUAGAAAAAAGGACUUUCUAAUUAAAACCAUUGAUUCUGCUAUAGUAGUUCUAGGUGGAGUACAAAGACAAACUGGAUCAUUUGUUCCAGCAUUAGAAUGGGCAAAAACAUUCAACAGCGAUCUCUUCGGUAAGCAUAAACGAAGAUUUAUGCUUUCACCUGGACUUCAUGUUACUAAAAACAGAAAAGGCGAGAGCCUCCCUUUGCUAUCUCCCUAUUCUUCAUUUCCUUAAUUUCAGAUUUUAUUCUUCUUUAUGACAUUUAUGCAACCUAGAAAAUUCAUGCUUGCGUCAGUGGUUUCAAGGCCGUAUCAUAGGAACUGUAUAAUUUGUUGCACGAAACCUUUAGAUUCUUAAAGCUUAGUCUCCACCUUAAAAACUCCGUACUCAUGCAUGUCAUGGAAAACCCUU